GGCGAACCGGAUGUUGUCCGAAUGUCAAAGAUGGCGGUUCCCAUGCACUGACGGUAUAUAACGUUGUAUCACCUCCCAUGUCGCGGUAGUUUCUUUUCUACGAGAGUAAAAGAGCCAGUUUCCAUGGUUGUUAGGGACACACCGCGUUACCAGGCACAUUGACUUUGAUUGAUGAGGUGAACACAGUCGAGGAGGAGGAGAUGGCUUUGAGUGAACUCACUCGCAGUGUACGGCGGCUGGUAGGUCAAAUUCACCGAUGUCGUCCGGUCACCCAGACAGCUCGGUGUCUGAGUCAGGGAGCCUCUCAGCCGGAGCCCAGCGCAGAUGAAAAUGAAGACGUGAACCCGACCUUUGUGAACAGAAACCCCCGGAACCUGGAGCAGAUGGCCCUGGCUGUGAAGGACCGGGGCUGGAAAACGACCUGGCCCCACCGCCAUUUCUACCACAGGUUGGAGUUUUCUCGCUCCCAGCACCAUGUGACAGCUAAGGUGUUCUCCAGCAGCUCACCUAACCCGGUGCUUACCUGUUCGACCAAAGAGUGGGCACUGAAGAGGGAGCUGCCUUCCACAAACUGUGUGGCAGCGUGUCAGGCUGUGGGCGAGGUGCUGGCACAGCGAUGCCAGCAGGCCGGCAUCACCAGGAUGGUGUACAGGGAGAUUCCCUGGACAUACCGCUCUGAUGCUGUUCAGUCUUUCAGGGCAGCAAUGAAAGAGGGAGGAGUCAUUCUCAGUGAACCCAGAAGGAAAUACAUCGAUACCUGAAUUUAUCUGUCAUCUUAUUACAUCUGUUGUUUUGCAAAAAACAUCCUGUGUAUCCCUUCCUCUCGGCUCUUUUUUAAUUAUGACUGUACCGAUAUCAAGAUGACGAGCGCUACAGUGAAGGACGAUAUAAAGAGAAUCAAAAUGAGUGAUGAGAGUAAGGUUGCUUGUCCCUGUGCUUUGUCUCUUGUGGAUAAAAUGUUUCUGAACAGA
Molecule: messenger RNA, 971 nt
Organism: Dicentrarchus labrax (European seabass)
Lineage: Eukaryota; Metazoa; Chordata; Actinopteri; Moronidae
Gene: mrpl18
Product: mitochondrial ribosomal protein L18
Exons: 4
Coding region: 201-761 (186 amino acids)
Biological process (GO): translation
Cellular component (GO): mitochondrion; ribosome
Molecular function (GO): structural constituent of ribosome; 5S rRNA binding
Source: RefSeq, a predicted model, not a curated record